This is a messenger RNA of Chironomus riparius, 435 nucleotides long. NCBI's taxonomy places the organism in Eukaryota, Metazoa, Arthropoda, Insecta, Diptera, Chironomidae. The record is from the annotation of a GenBank genome assembly.
AUGGAAGGAUUUAAAAAAGCUGCAAAAGCUAAUAAAGCUGAUUCGAAAAAAACACAAUUAUAUAAGCAUUGGGUCAGACCACGCUUCCUUCAGUACGACUAUAUGUACGACUAUAGACUCAACUAUUAUGAUGACAUUAUUGAUUACUUAGACAAGAAAGAUCGUGGCAUCAAGUCAGAAAUUCCAAAGCCCCAAACAUGGGCUGAAAGAGUUUUAAGGACUGUUAAAGAUAAACCACAUUCAUCAUCCUAUGAGGCUUAUGAGUCAGCCAAUCGUUCUUCAACACGUGACCAGAGACUGAAAAUUACCAUCACCAACCAAAUCAACAGCUACAAUUAUCAUACAAAGAGCUACACAAACAGGAAGUAUGCUAGCAUCUUGUAAAAUAGAAGCAAAUGACCCACUCGAUCGCUUUGCUUUUGCAAUUACCCGAAU